Molecule: messenger RNA, 5528 nt
Organism: Colletes gigas
Lineage: Eukaryota; Metazoa; Arthropoda; Insecta; Hymenoptera; Colletidae
Gene: GABA-B-R2
Product: gamma-aminobutyric acid type B receptor subunit 2
Exons: 18
Coding region: 742-4815 (1357 amino acids)
Biological process (GO): G protein-coupled receptor signaling pathway; gamma-aminobutyric acid signaling pathway
Cellular component (GO): membrane; G protein-coupled receptor heterodimeric complex
Molecular function (GO): G protein-coupled GABA receptor activity
Source: RefSeq, a predicted model, not a curated record
GUCGAGUCAGCGGAGCUUGCGAUCGGCAACAAAUCAAACGUCGCAGCGCGACAAAUGGCAAAUAAACAUUGUUUGUUACGCUUUUCAAAGUUUAGGCAAUUAUCCUUUGCCAAUCCGUUGAACGUGUCGCGCGCGCGAAGCCGCACACGAAAUCUUCCUUGUUAACCAACAUAUAUAUAUAUCUUUUCGUACAACUAUCGCCGGGUCUCGGUGAGUCGUCCGGAAAUAGCUCCAAGUCUCGUCGUGUCGUUUCUUUCGGUCGCAGCAUCCGCGGAACUACGACCAAGAGAUGGAAACGAGGCUACGUUUCCAACUAGUCGGAGCCAAAGAAGAAACGUAAAUAGACGAAAUAAUGUUUCACGGGAAGUAACAACCGCCGCGAAGGGUGUACGAGUAUCGAACGUGUCGAGGAUCUGCGAAGAAAAUGAUGGAACGCGCGAAUAAUCGAAGAAACGAACCGCGGUCGUGAGAAAAAAGAGCAAGAGUAACCCGACGCGUUCGAAGGAUAAGAACGGGUAAAAUGAACGUGGCGUAGCCGUCGAUUCGAUACAGUCAAUUAACCCUCGACGCUAUUAGAUUUAAGCAAGCGGCGAUCGUUUUCGAUGCACGCGAAAAUAGGAACCAGCGUGGCAAGAUUAUCGCCCGUGGAAUCGGAGGCCGGGCAAAAUAGAGCCAAUUAAAGUCGUCGAACCGGUGAUAGCUUUUGCAACGCGCGCACCGAGUGCAUUCGAGCAACGCACGAUGGCCGCCGUCGUUCCAAGAAAAUUUCGACAGCGAUGCUGGCGUCGUUUGUUAGCGGCCGCUUACCUGUGCGCGUCCAUCCUGUGGCUGGACGGAAUUUUGAGUUGCGACGGGCAGAAGCCGAUAAACCUCGGCGGCGCCAAGAGGCGAGACGUUUACAUCGCUGGAUUCUUUCCGUACGGCAACCACGUACCCGAAAGCCACGUUGGUCGUGGCGUUAUGCCUUCGGUCAAGCUCGCCGUGGAUCACAUCAACGAAGAUCCAGCCGUGCUCAGGAACUAUCGGCUGCACAUGUGGUGGAACGAUACAGAGUGCAACGCGGCCGUCGGCGUGAAAGCGUUUUUCGACAUGAUGCACAGCGGACCGCACAAAGUGAUGCUGUUUGGCGCAGCUUGCACGCACGUCACGGAUCCCAUCGCCAAAGCGUCCAAGCAUUGGCGACUCACUCAGCUCAGCUACGCGGACACGCAUCCGAUGUUCACGAGCAACAGCUUCCCGAAUUUCUUUCGAGUGGUGCCAUCCGAGAAUGCGUUCAAUGCCCCCCGUGUAGCGCUCUUGAUACACUUCAAUUGGACCAGAGUCGGUACGAUUUACCAAAACGAGCCGAGGUACUCCCUAGCUCACAAUCGAUUGGUCGCCGAUUUGGACGACAGCAAUAUGGAGGUCGUGGAGACGCAGAGCUUUGCCACGGAGGUGUCCACGGCCCUCGAAAAACUGAAGGAGAAGGACGUUAGGAUAAUUUUGGGGAAUUUCAACGAAGUCUGGGCUAGACGGAUAUUCUGCGAAGCGUACAAAUUCGGUAUGUUUGGACGAAAAUAUCAAUGGGUGAUCAUGGGAACGUACGGGGAAGAAUGGUGGCUUCGAUCCGGCGGUGGUUGCGCUCCCACGGAGCUUUCCGAAGCUCUCCACGGUGCCAUUCUGACGGACUUGCUCCCGCUGACGACGGAAGAACGGUACACCGUGUCCGGCAUUACGCCGGAUCAAUAUCGGGUCGAGUACGACUCGAGACGGGGCACGGAGUAUUCGAGAUUCCACGGAUACACGUACGAUGGUAUAUGGGCGGUCGCUCUGGCGAUACAACACGUGGCGCGCAGGAUAAGACACUAUCGUCGCAAUCAGACCAUAUCGGAUUUCAGAUACAGAGACGCGCUCUGGGAGAAGCUUUUCCUCGAGGCCCUCAGGAAUACCAGUUUCGAGGGAGUGACGGGGCCUGUACGUUUCUACGAUAACGAACGAAAAGCGUACAUUCUGUUGAAACAGUUUCAAAGCGGUAGCGAAGUCAAGGUGGGAGAAUUCGAUGGUGUGACCGGUGUAUUGGACCUGACCAGAGGUCAACCUAUGGUCUGGAGAGGACGGUCGCCGCCGAAAGAUCGAACGCUUCAUAUCAUCGAGCACUCGACUGUAAAUAUUACAAUUUAUGCGGUGCUGACUUCCGCGGCCAGCGUGGGUAUCGUCAUGGCGGCCAUUUUUCUCGCCAUCAAUAUUAAGUACAGAAAUCAAAGAUAUAUAAAAAUGUCAUCGCCGCAUUUAAACAACCUCAUUAUCGUCGGAUGCAUGCUGACCUACAGCAGUGUAAUUUUCCUUGGGUUAGAUUCGCAGCUGUCCAGCGUAACGGCAUUUCCGUAUAUUUGCACCGCAAGAGCAUGGCUACUGAUGGCUGGUUUCUCGUUGGCCUUUGGUUCCAUGUUCUCCAAAACAUGGCGAGUACAUUCCAUCUUCACCGACGUAAAGCUCAAUAAAAAGGUCAUAAAGGAUUACCAGUUGUUUAUGGUGGUCGGUGUAUUGUUGUUUAUCGAUUUGGGGAUUAUGACGACGUGGCAGGUGGCGGAUCCGUUCUACAGGGAAACCAAACAAAUGGAACCCUACCCCCAUCCUUCAAGCGAGGAUAUUAUAAUAAUACCGGAAAACGAGUACUGUCAGAGUAAUCGGAUGACCGUCUAUUUAGGGUGUAUAUACGCGUACAAAGGACUGUUGAUGAUAUUCGGCGCUUUUUUGGCAUGGGAAACGAGACACGUCAGUAUUCCGGCGCUAAACGACAGCAAAUACGUCGGAAUGAGCGUGUACAACGUCGUGAUUAUGUGCGUCACCGGAGCAGCCAUAAGCUUCGUGUUGGCCGACAAACAAGACGCCAUGUUCAUAAUGUUGGCGGUAUUCAUAAUAUUCUGCAGCACGGGCACGCUGUGCCUGGUUUUCGUACCGAAGCUCAUAGAACUGCGAAGAAAUCCUCAAGGAGCGAUAGACAAACGAAUGAGAGCUACUCUGAGGCCGAUGUCGAAGACGCGGAGGGACUCGAGCAUGAGCGAAUUGGAAGAACGUCUGAAAGAGGCUACGCUAGCGAAUCAAAACUUUCGUAAGCAGCUGUUGGAGAAAGAUUCGGAACUUCAGAUGUUCGUAAGGAGGCUCGACGACCAAGCUACGUCGAACACGCAAGAAGCGAUGGACAGGUUGACGGUCCCGAGGCAAGACGCGACGAUAAAGAAAGAGGGUCUGUCCGUGAACACGGAGACAACCGAUAUCUCGAUGUCGAUGUGCAGCCUCAAUUCGAUGACGAUUUCUCAACCGGAGGGCGAUUUCGCGAACCUCGAUCAACAAUCGGCAAAGAAGAAGACGUCCUUCUCGAAAGUUCCGGCGAUCGCCAUCGACGGUGAGCGGGUGCCCCUGGUGCCGCAGGUAGACGCCGUUAAAGGGGACGCCUCAAAGACGUCCGACGAUAACGCGCCACCCUCGGCUUUGAAACACGCGGCAAACGAGCCGACGCGUAGAAGAAGCCGCUCCGGGAAAGAGAGCGAACCUCUUAUCGAGAGGAGCCCGGAACCGCGUCCGGACGGCAAAACCAACGUCGAAUUCGUGCCGGAAAUCGUCGAGGAGGGCGACGCCGUUAUUCUCGAAGAGACUGAAAUCCCCAGGCACGGGAAACCGGUUAGAUGCAGGGACGAUCGCAGGUCUAGGCUUCCGACGCCGCUACCCGCGAAGAACGUCUCUUUCGGCGAACUACACGAGCAAAACUACCUCGAGCAAGCCAUACUCCCACCUCCGUCGCAAUUCGUAGCGAAGCAUCGACAUUCCGGUUCGACGAUCGCGUCCUCCCAUCAAUCGCUCAAGAGGAGAUCGUCCGUGAAAAACAACGGAAUGGCCCAUUCUCAUCACGAGCUGUUCCAAACACGCCGUACGAGCGUCCCGGUCAACUCCAUCAGCUACAUCUCGACCGAGAACGUGUCCAAGUCCGAGAGGACGGAGGUCUCUAUGGGCUCGUUGGACAAAUCGUACGUGAUCGGCGAGUGCGGGCACAGACGAGCGGUGAUGCCCGGCGCCGGUACCGGUACCGGUUACCGCUGCGAGAAGCACGGCGGCCGCGGUGGACACUCUCGCGCGACCUACAACGGCUCCGCCGAGACGCCGCCCGCGCCACGGAGGCAACGAAAGCACUACGACUCGCAGAACGCGAGUUCUCCGAGCGUGCCGGCGGUCGUCAGCGCGAGCUACUCCGACACGGAGAAAUGCGACGAGUCGGUCUCGACGAUCAUUCAACGGUCCGUGUCCGAGAGAUCGCGGGAGACGUGUCCGCGUCUUCGAAGCGAGCACAACGCAGCGACCGAGUGUCCCCAUCGUGCCGCCCGGAGGAUACGAGAAUGCAGGCACACCGAGCCGAAGCUUCGGCAACAGGCUCGACUGGAGUACGUGCAGAGUACGCCGAACGUGGCCACCAUUCACAAUAAUAAAUUCGCGAGCGCGAAUCCGCGCGGCGGAGGCGUUGGCGGUGGCGGUGGCGUCGGAGGCGUCGAGGAACGCGGAGGGCCGGGCGAACGCGGUGCCGGCGUAGCCGGAACCAGAAGUGGUGCCAGAGUAGCUGGAUCCGUGACCAGCAGCUCGGACGUUGUCGGUGGUUCGGCGAUCAACGUCUCCAAGAUGUACAGUGCUGUGUCUGACGGCGAGCUGCUGGAUGUAACGAUUCUUCCCAUCUUUCAGAAGCUGCUCACCGAGAGACACAAGAGCACGUCGAGAGGCGGUUACGGUGCCAGCGUGGCCAGCUGUCCGAAUAUAUCCAUCAAAUGCGACAUCGUCGAGUAUCUUUAACGAUCUUCCAACAAUUAGUUUCGAAUUUCGCGCGGUAUCGGUAUUACGGGCCGUAGUAUCAUCGAUCGCGGAAAAGAUCUAUCGCCCGUCCGAUACGGAGCCAUCGUUUUCUUAUUCUCGACCCGUGGUGUUAUCGUUUGGUAAAUCUUGCUUGGUUCGUAAACCGUGUCUCGACCGUUUCUUCUAACUCUAUCGCAACCGCGUGUUCGUAAUCGCGGCGGUAUUCACUAAUCGGCAUAUUAAUUGUGGUAUUGGGGAACGGGACGAGAGAAAAAAAAUAUUCCAAUUACCCUCGAUAUUGCGUCGAUUCGAUCGCACGGACCGUUGCCGGCGAACACCGAUAGUCUCGCGUUCGUACAACGCGUUACGUAAUCACGUACCAUCGACCGUCGGCGUCGUCAUCCGACACCAUAGGUACAUACGUACCAUUAUACAUCUACGUCCAAGUACGAGCGCGAUGCUUUUCCACGUAUGUACCUCGAAAUACUCUCGCUAGAUCUCGAAUAAACAGUUUUUGAUAUAAGCGAACUUUUAACCUAAUACAUGCUCGAAAGGAAAGGCAAAUGCCUGGACGCGGAUGCCGGCCUUCGUAAAACGUUCGACAAAUUUCUAUUCCUCGUCGAUACUGUACGACGCGACGGAGCGAAUGCUUGCAAGAUCAAACAAAUACUUUUCUUUCUACGCGCAAUCUUUCUUUCGCGUUUCGUUUUUAU